AUGGCUCUAAAGCCAGAUGCUGUAGAGUCGAAAGGCAUGGAAGGUGAGGCGGGAGGCGCGGGGCCGGCGGAGGAUGGAUACUCGCGGAGCAUUUGUCGAGAAAGGGGGUCGGGGGGAACAUGUGGGGGGAAAGGGGAAGUGCGAGGGGAUGAGGUGGGGGUGAAGGGGGAGGGAGAGUGGGGUAUUGGCUUGGCGGUCAGGGAAAUGUUGGGGGUGGAGGGGGAAGCAGGAGGUGCGGAAGGGGGAGAGGGUGGGAGAGUGAGCGUGGGGGGAAAUGGCGAAGGAGAGGGGUGUGAAGGGUUGAGUGGAGGCAUGAUUGGGGUGAGAGUGGUGCGUGGGAUGACGGAUUCAGAUGGGUGGGGAUGUUGGGAGGAUGGAGAGGAGAAGGUGGAGGGUGCAGGAGGAGAGGAGGGAAUGAAAGAGGAGGAGGCUGAGGAAAUCACGGAUAGAGAGCGGUGGGAGGGGAUGAAGGGCGGUGUGGUGGGGGAAGUGGAGGAGAAGUCGAACGCGGAUAAAACAGAGGCGAGGGAUAAUGAAGCAGAGGAGGAGCAUGCAGCGUGCGAGUUGGGCCUGCUAGGUUACUCUGACUGGUCUGCCGCCUCUGCCUCCUUCCGCGUUCGCUCUGCUGCCACGCUCCUGCCCCCGGGCACAGCCACUCUAGCACGCCUCUGGGGGAGGGCUGCUCGUGGGGCGGAAGGAGGAGGGAGUGAGACGGGUGCAGGGAGUGUGCGGAGCGGAGGGAGUGGGAUGGGUGGAAGGGUGGAGGGGGGAGCCGGGCGAGGGAAUGCAAGUGGGGAGGUUGUUGGGAAGGCGAGUGGGAUGUUGCGUGGGAAGGCAAUGCCAGGGGUAGACCUGUACUUCCUGUCGCACUUCCACAGCGACCACUACCGCGGGCUCUCCAAGCACUGGCAGGGCGGCCCCAUCGUGUGCACGCCCGUCACUGCCCGCCUUGCUCACAUGUGCCUGGGCGUGGACCAGAGUCUACUCAUCCCGCUCACCUUCACCACCACGGUCAAUCUACACGGCCAUGCAGUUACGCUGUUACCAGCCAACCACUGCCCUGGCUCCGCGCUCAUCCUCAUCCGCACCAACUCGCCCCCUCCGCUGCCUCGCUCUCUCUCCUCUGCACCGCCAAUGCCGCACCAGCAGCAACAGGCAUGCACGUAUCAGCAGCAGCAUCAUGAAGCUCACGCUGCUGCCUCCGCCUCUCCUCCUCAUGCCUCCCCUCCCAGGCCUACUCUCCCAACCACACACCACCCUGCAUCCCUCCCCACUCUUCAACCUCACCCACCCUCCUCUCACACACUCCUCCCCACACCCUCCCCCGCUCCUCCUCCCCCCGCACUCCUCUCCGCCACCAUACUCCACACGGGGGACUUCCGAGCAUGUGAGGCCAUGCGCACGUACCGCCACCUGCCUGCUGCAGCUGUGGAUCGCCUGUACCUCGACACCACCUACUGCCACCCACGCUACACCCCAGGCGCUGCAGGUACCCCCUCCCCCCUUUUCCUGCCUCCCUGCUCUCAACUCUUCAACCCAGAAAAUCCUUCUAUACUCUUUCGUGCCGCCGUCCAUUUCUAUGCACACCCUCCCCCCCCCAUUCCUUUCUUCUCCCCUCUUUUUCCUCACUCUUCCUCUGCUCGUCCGUUCCCUUUGGCCUGCAAUCGCCAGGAGAGCAUCUUCUGCCUGCCGCGGCACCACCGCCUGCUGCACGCGCUGCAGUGGCCCGCACUCUCCUCCCGCCUCACCCGUGACGCCACUUCCUCCCCGCUGCACGUGCUGCCGCUGGGGCAACUGCGCGCUCAGCGCCUGCAUGAGUAUGUGUCCAACCAGAGAGGUUUCACUCGGGAUGGACCUUCUCCCAGCGCUUAUCCUCAGGUCUGCACAACAUUCAGCCCCAACACUAUCGCAAUGCUUCACUAUAUGGCGUGCCUUACAGUGAGCACAGCAGCUUCACGGAACUACAAGACUUUGUCUCCUUUUGUCAGCCAAAGCAGAUAA
Molecule: messenger RNA, 2001 nt
Organism: Closterium sp. Yama58-4
Lineage: Eukaryota; Viridiplantae; Streptophyta; Zygnematophyceae; Desmidiales; Closteriaceae
Source: the annotation of a GenBank genome assembly